AUAUUAAAAUACUACCAAGUCAUGUGGAAACUUGCAUACUAUGAUUUAAGAAAUAUUAGAUGUCCCAGAUAACCAAAUCCUGUUUAAACUUUGACAAUAUUCAACCAAGUUGGUGUAUCAACACUGCCAACUUAGCAAAAUCUUGUAUCACUUUCCAUUCUUAUCUUCAAGGUCUUAUAAAUAGCUUGCUAGGAUCAUCAUUUGCAUUCCAACACAGCCUAAAUGGCAAUUUAUAAUGGAUCUUCUGGUUCCAAAUUGCUCGUAGAUGCUGUGCAAAGUGUGGUGCCAAUGAAGCCAACAGAGCCAAGAGCUUCCACUCAAGUUGAAGUUUCAGGGACUCAUAGUUCCACCUUUUUUGGAAGGUGCUUUCACAUUGUUAUGUGCUAUAACAAGGCGUCGGACGAGGAUUCUGGGUGGGUUGCCGCAGGUUGGAUAAAAGAAUCACUUAGUAUAGCACUAUCGGAACAGCCAUUGCUUGCUGGAAGAUUAAGGCGACACGAUGACAAGGGUGAUGAAGAUCUACAUAUUGUUUCAAAUGAUUCGGGUGCUAGAUUGAUUGAGGCCAGAAUUGAUAUGAAUUUGGCAGAUUUUCUUGAUUUGAAGGCAAAGAAAGAUGAAGAAACUAAACUUGUCUUUUGGGAGGAUAUUCUAGACCAGAACCCUGGCUUCUUUCCGUUAUUUUAUGUCCAGGUUACUAACUUCAAGUGCGGUGGAUACUCGAUCGGGAUAAGUAGCAGUCUACUACUUGCGGAUCCGUUUGUCAUGACUAGUUUCCUCAAGAAAUGGGCUAAUGUUCACAAGAGUUUAGUCUUAAAAGCUGACGUGCCAAAAAUGCCCACAUUUUACCUUCCUAAUCUCCGAAAUUCAGCUGGAAAAACUCCCUCUCUGCUAAUGGACUCAAAAACAAACAAAUGUGUUGCACAGAGUGUGAUUUUCAACAUUCCAACAAAGAUUUCAAAUUUGGGCAGCGACAAUUAUCAUAAUCUUGCUGCAGAAUGUAUCCUUGAGGCCGAGCACAUUGUUGGUACAAAAAUGGCCUCAAAUUUCUCACUAUAUGUUAAGAAACCAGACGAGGAUGUUCGGGUAGAAAUUUGUCCUAAAGAAAAGCUGAUUCGGAAGCCAACCAGUAUCGUGAACGGAUUUACUUAUGCAAGUUCAUGGGAUGUUUUAGGGGCUGAUGAAAUAUGCUUCAAUGAAGGAAACAAGGCUGCGUACGUAUCUUGCUGGAUCAACUCAAUAUUUGACGAAGGUUCUGUGAUGAUUGUUGGAACUGAUAAUGAGUACACUUCAGGAACCAAGAUUAUUGUCACAUUCACUGCUGAGUAAUAUAUUCCUUCGUCAUAUCUCAAUUUAGUGUCUCUAUUUUUUAUUUUUAUUUUUUUUUCAGUUAUCGUGAUGAUUAGAUUUUCAGACCAUUAUGUGGAAGAAUUGGAACAUUUAUUAUACAUUUCUAUAUACAACGAGUAAAAUUAUAAUA
This is a messenger RNA of Olea europaea var. sylvestris, 1477 nucleotides long. Its product is annotated as BAHD acyltransferase BIA1-like. Bases 223 to 1326 code for a protein of 367 amino acids. Gene Ontology annotation, molecular function: acyltransferase activity, transferring groups other than amino-acyl groups. Lineage: Eukaryota; Viridiplantae; Streptophyta; Magnoliopsida; Lamiales; Oleaceae. The transcript has 2 exons. The record is from RefSeq and is a predicted model, not a curated record.